ACCUCGUCGACCUCGACGACUUUGUUGCAACUGCUCACUCUACAACAACAACAAAGCACUAUUAGCCUGCAGCUCAUCGCCAGCCAGCGACCGCACGCUCCUUGACAACCCUCGAAACACCCACCACACUCCCUCCCCAAUGUCCAAGCCGUCCGAGUUCAACGCGCUCAUCGCGCGCCUCGCGCGCAUGACGAGCAGCCCCAACGGCCUCGACUCGUCCCUCAUGAUCGGGCAGUACGGCGGCCCCCUCUCGGCCGGCCUCAUCCUCGCCGCCCUCCAGUGGCUCAAGACGCACGGCAAGGUCGUCGCGGACCAGCCUCGGCUCGUGUCCCUCGCCGCUGGGCUGGUCCGCAUGGGCGGCGCGAUCGGCUCGGCACGUGUCGUCACCAGGCUCUUUGGCCUCCUCCCCAUGAUCGACUGGCUGCUCAAGCUCCACCCCCAGCCCGUCAAGGCCUUGAUCGGCCUCAUUCUCCACCCGUCGCGCUUCUCGCUCGACAUUAGGAACGAGCGCGUCUACGCGACCAUCCGCAUCAUCGCCCUCUGUGGCUACUACGUCGGCGAGCACACUGCCUGGCUCGCGAGCCAGGGCGUGCUCCAGCUCCAGCCCGCCACGGUCUCCAAGAUUGCCGUGUGGUCGGUCCGUUCAUGGGCCCUCGACGUCGUCCUCUCCUGCAUUCAGCUGUUCCGCAAGUACCUCGGUCUCCGGGCCCGCGAGCGCGCCCUCAAGGCCUCGGCCAAGUCGGAAGUGAGCACCACCGACGAUGAAGAUGUCGAAGGCUACGAGCUCACCCCCGAACCCAAGGAAAAGACCACUGCCGAGGACCAGAAGGCCGCGCGCGCGGCGCUCAAUGCCGACUGGGCGUCGUGGGAGCAGCAGGCCGUUGUCAACUACGGCUACCUCCCCCUCACCGUCCACUGGUCGACCCCCGGCGGCGUCUGGACAUCACCGCUCAUCACGGCGGCCCUCGGCUCGGUCGUGUCGGUGGGCAAGCUCGCCGGCGCGUGGGCUGCCAGCGCGUAGAUCUAGGUGUUGCAGAGGGGUGUGGCUGCCCCAGCAACGCGUACGUCACGCCACACGCGGGCUGGCAGCCGCGACCAGAGACGUGUAAAGAGGUAGUGGUGGCGGCGAGGCCACGGUUUGUAAUGCGCACCUGUAGACUCGGGUGCUGGUGCUCCAGCUCAUAUGAUGAUGGCUUUGCAUCUGUAUGCGACAUAUUCAUG
Vanrija pseudolonga is the source of this 1221-nucleotide messenger RNA. RefSeq lists its product as uncharacterized. The coding region runs from base 140 to 1021 and encodes 293 amino acids. The transcript is spliced from 4 exons. Lineage: Eukaryota; Fungi; Basidiomycota; Tremellomycetes; Trichosporonales; Trichosporonaceae. The record is from RefSeq and is a predicted model, not a curated record. Gene Ontology annotation, cellular component: peroxisomal membrane. Gene Ontology annotation, biological process: peroxisome fission.